UGAGCGUGGGAUUCCGCGCGUGCGCUCGGCUCCGCCUGGUGAAGCUGUGGCCGGGAGGCGACAGGAGUAUGUCGGCCCCGUUUGAGGAGCGGAGUGGGGUGGUUCCGUGCGGGACCCCGUGGGGCCAGUGGUACCAGACCCUGGAGGAGGUGUUUAUUGAAGUUCAGGUGCCGCCAGGCACGCGCGCCCAGGAUAUCCAGUGCGGCCUGCAAAGCCGGCAUGUGGCGCUGGCGGUGGGCGGCCGCGAGAUCCUCAAGGGCAAACUCUUUGAUUCUACAAUAGCUGAUGAGGGAACAUGGACUCUGGAGGAUAGAAAAAUGGUUCGUAUUGUUCUUACCAAGACAAAGAGAGAUGCAGCAAAUUGUUGGACUUCUCUACUAGAGUCUGAAUAUGCAGCUGAUCCUUGGGUACAAGACCAAAUGCAGAGAAAGCUUACAUUGGAGAGAUUCCAAAAAGAAAAUCCUGGUUUUGACUUCAGUGGAGCAGAAAUCUCAGGAAACUACACUAAAGGUGGACCAGAUUUCUCAAACCUUGAGAAAUAACUGCUUUUUCUCCUGCGUUCUGUGGAUCCUAGCAGAUAUUGCCAACUUAAUCAGAAGAACAGAUUAUGUGAUGGAAGAAAAAUGGGGAUGCCUACAGUUAACAAAUUACAAAAUAUAUUUUAAAAUGGUUCUAAAAAUUGCAUUGAAACAUGAUUUAUGUAGGAAACAUACUAUGGGAACUAUUCUUUGGAUAUAUGGUAAAGUUUUUUUGGACUUCUUUUUGCUCAGCAUGAAGUUUUAUAUACUGCAUUUUACUAAUUCCAUAUUUAACCAUAUUUUUAAUACAAAAGAACAUUGGAAUAUAGAUCAUGUGAAAUGAAGGGUGCCUUCAGGGAAAAUUAAGUUUUUCUUUUGAUGAAUACAAUAUUCAAUAAAGUUUUCUAAAUAGGAAUUGUGUGUCCCUUUGCCUAAGUACAACAGUUCACACAAAAAAAGUAUAGUGCUAAAAACAAUUCUAAGAAAGGAAAAAGUACUUAAAUGUAUUUUAAGUAAAUUAAGAGCGAAUGAAAAUUUCUUAAUUAGAAUAUUAUUAUUUGAGGAAUUACUUUAUGUCAAGAAGUUUAAAAAUAGUUAAAAGCCUAACAAUAGAAGUGGAUUGAUACAGAAGAGAAGUACCUAAGUGAACGUGGUAAUUAGGUGAGUCCUUUGUUUGGAGCAGAAAGUGAAGUAAGGUCAGUAAUUGUGUAUCAGUGGCAUCGUUUUGAUCUUAAGUGAUUUAGGCAUAUAGGUAGGAAUUGUCUAUAGACAUUUUAUUCAAUAUCCUAUUUAUGUCCUUUUUACUUAUUUCUUGUCCUUUUUAAUUCUUGAAAAAAUUUCAAAUCUCGUUCAUAGAAAAGUUACGAUUUCUUUCUGAACCAUUUGUGAAUUAGUUGAAGACAUGUUGCCUCAUUACUGAUUACUAUUUGCUUUAGAUUACCUUACAUGACUACAAUGCAGCCAUUAAAAUCAGAAAAUUUACCUUGACACGUUACUACCCUCUAAUCCUCAGACCUUCACUUAAUUCACAUUGAACUGAUUGUCCCAGUAAUGUCCAUAUAGCAAGAGGAUCCAGUCAGAAUCAUGCCUUCUAUUUAGAUAUUAGCUAUCUUUAGCCUACUUCAUUCUGGAACAAGUUCUCAUUUUUUCCUUAAGUUUCACAACUUGGUACUUUUGAAGAUUACAGGCUAGGUUUGUAGAACAUCCCUUAUUUUGGAUUUCGUUUGAUACUUCAUGAUAAAAUUCAGGUUAUUCAUCUUUGGCAGAAAUGUGAUAGGAGUGCAUCCUGUCAUAGUUUAAUAAUUUCAAUUUGUCUCAUUUCUGACGGUUUUUCUUAGAUGACUGAUUAAGGUAGUAUCUGCCAGACUUCUCCACUGUAGUUAUUUUUAUAAUUAUUUUUUUGAGAAGAUAGUUGCAAAAUACUACCUUGUUAUCAGACUUUAAAUUUAUUAUAUCUCUAUAUAUAGACAUGAUUUUCUAUUCAUUGGGUUAAAAACCUAUUUUCAGUACUUUGAUGCUCAGAAUUAUUGUACAUUUGGCUGGUAUAAGACCAUUCUGGGUGGCCUCUGUGUCCUUCUGACAUGUUCCCAUCAUUAUUCAAUCAAUUGUUUGUCACUGUCUGGCUUAAGGUAUACCAGGCUUCUCAUGCUUUCUUUGACUAGCCCAAUAAUCAGCCAUUUUUCCAUAGAGCCUGGGUUCUCUUUAGUGGGUAAUAUUUAAAAGCCAAGAUCUGUGCUAAUGUGCAAUUGCUGUUGGUGUGUAUAUAUAAUGCAUGUCUUUACAUCUGUAUUUUUGUAUCUAUGUAUAUUGAAAACCAUGAGUUCACAUGUAAAUUA
This is a messenger RNA of Cebus imitator (Panamanian white-faced capuchin), 2353 nucleotides long. RefSeq names its product nudC domain-containing protein 2. The record is from RefSeq and is a predicted model, not a curated record. Gene Ontology annotation, cellular component: cytoplasm. Bases 69 to 542 code for a protein of 157 amino acids. The transcript has a single exon. NCBI's taxonomy places the organism in Eukaryota, Metazoa, Chordata, Mammalia, Primates, Cebidae. Gene Ontology annotation, biological process: protein folding.